Messenger RNA from Alligator mississippiensis (American alligator), 5732 nucleotides. It is a transcript of the gene KRR1, whose product is annotated as KRR1 small subunit processome component homolog. The transcript has 10 exons. Gene Ontology annotation, molecular function: RNA binding. Gene Ontology annotation, cellular component: nucleolus; small-subunit processome. NCBI's taxonomy places the organism in Eukaryota, Metazoa, Chordata, Crocodylia, Alligatoridae. The record is from RefSeq and is a predicted model, not a curated record. The coding region runs from base 157 to 1296 and encodes 379 amino acids.
UGGGGGCAGGUGCUUUGCUCCCACGGCACGUGCGUACAGGAGUGCCUAGUCUGGGCUUCCCGGCAUACACUGCGGCGGGAUCGGGCGGCCCUUCCGCUCCCGGCGACGCCACUUCCACCGCUGCGCUGGGGGAGGGUUCAGAGCGCGACAGGCAACAUGGCUGUGUCCGUGGAUGGUGGGAGCGAGACUGCCGCUGCGGCUCGGGCCAAGCGCUCCGCUAAAAAGAAAGCGGGAAACGUGGAUGAAUCGCAACUUCUCACUGUCCCCGACGGCUGGAAAGAAGCACCCUUUACAAAAGAAGAUAACCCAAGAGGACUUCUGGAAGAAAGCAGUUUCGCAACUCUGUUCCCAAAGUACAGAGAGGCUUACUUGAAAGAGUGCUGGCCACUGGUGCAGAAAGCCUUGAAUGAACAUCAUAUAAAUGCGUCGUUGGAUUUAAUUGAAGGUAGCAUGACUGUCACCACAACUAAGAAAACCUUUGACCCAUAUAUGAUCAUCAGAGCAAGAGACUUAAUAAAGCUUUUAGCAAGAAGUGUUCCAUUUGAGCAGGCUGUGCGUAUCCUUCAGGAUGACAUUAUGUGUGAUAUCAUUAAAAUAGGAUCUCUAGUGAGAAAGAGAGAAAGGUUUAUAAAAAGAAGAGACAGACUUAUUGGGCCAAAAGGUUCUACUCUGAAGGCCCUAGAACUUUUAACAAACUGUUACAUCAUGGUACAGGGGAACACCGUUUCAGCUCUUGGACCUUUUAGUGGGCUAAAAGAGGUUAGAAAAGCUGUUUUGGACACCAUGAAGAAUAUACAUCCCAUAUAUAAUAUUAAGACUCUCAUGAUUAAAAGGGAGCUAUCAAAAUACCCUGAACUAAGAGGACAGGAUUGGGAAAGAUUUUUGCCGCGGUUCAAACACAAGAACUUGAAAAGACGCAAGGAGCCAAAGAAGAAAAAUAUUAAGAAGGAAUACACACCAUUCCCACCUCCACAGCCAGAAAGCCAGAUUGAUAAAGAAUUGGCAAGUGGAGAAUAUUUCUUGAAAGAGAGCCUGAAAAAAAGAAAGAGAGUAGAAGAGAAAAAGGCAAAACAAGCAGAAGCCAUUAGUAGGAGACAAGAGGAAAGAAACAAAGCUUUCAUCCCACCCAAGGAAAAGCCAGUUGUAAAGCCUAAGAAAGCUUCUACUGAAACAAAAAUUGAUAUUGAAGCUAUCAAGGAAAAGGUAAAGAAAGCAAAAAAGAAGAAGCUGGGAGCACUUACAGUGGAAGAAGCCAAACUAAAAAUUGCAGCAGAUGAAAAGAAAAAAAAGAAAUGAUUUCUUUGGGGACCAACAUUUUGUACUGUAUUUUGCAAAGAAACUUUUUGUACAUAGAAGGUAUAGGGCUGGGGUUAUCAGCAAUGUUAUGCUGCCUUGGAAUACAGAAGAAAAGACUAAAGAAUACACUCUCUUUCUGGUAUGCACAUGCUAGGAAUUUAUGAACAUAAAACAAGUUUUAAAAUCUUCAAGGCCUGAAAAGAAAAUAUUUUAGUUACGUAGGGGGUGACAAAGCAGGUAUGAGAAAGUAAAAUAGUAACUUUUUGUUCAUUUUAUCAUCUUGGGAAUGAUCCAGAGUUUAUAGCAUAAUACAAACAUCAGGAUGGGCAUUCAGAUGCAUAAUAUGAAUCGAGAAGUCAUAAGAAUUUGAUGAGAACAUUAUUUACAGGAAGCAUUUCUGUAAGGGUGAGGCAGAAUACAACAUGUAUGUAGAUAACAUUUGUAUGAACAUUUAAGUAUGUAUUUGUUUCUAUAAUUAUUUUUGCAUAACUGUGUUAGUGUUUUAAUACAAUGUUACGUCCCUUUUACCUAUUCAUCUUUUGCUCCUUAUAACAUGAUUGAAUGGUAUUGCUUUCUAGAAGUCCCUGAAAACACGUUGCUCAUUUUGUGGCAACAGAUUUGAAGCAAACUAAGUAUUUGGAAAAAACGUAACGUUCAGUAAAAACCUAGUUCAGUGAGAUUUCACACCUUGAGCUAAGAAAGAGAAGUAAAUGUGUGAGAAGCAUACUAAUCAAAGUGUUCAGCCUUUCUGGAAUACUGGAUGAUUGCCAUGCAUAAUUAUUUUAAAAUGGCAUUAAAAAAAACAAGAAUCAACAAUAGAAGUUGGAAAAGGAUUGGUUGAUGUCAUUUUUGAGUUGCAUUGAAGGUGUGAUUCACUUUUUUUUUUUUUUUAAUUUCAGUCACUAAGGCUAGGUAUACAAUGGCUUAUUAUUUGUGUUACUCUAACACCUGCUAAUAAAUUAGGACCCCAUGGUACAAACGCAACAAAGAGAGUGCCUGGCAAAAAAUAGCUUAUAAUCUAAAUAUGGGACAAACAAGGGUCAGGAAUCAGUGGCGGGCAAGCGGCUUGUACUAGCAUCCUAACUAUUGCCAAGUUUUUUUUACAAACACCUGGCACCAGCAGAUUCCAGAGUGGUGUGGGGAGGGAUGCCUGGCCCAUGGGGACCACCAGUAACCCUUUACAAGUUGUAUGCAGCCCCCAAGCUGCCAAUAGGACAGCACUGCUAUGGGAUCUUAGCAUCUGUUAACCGACUACUUUCAUGUUAUUGCAGUGGCAGGACAUUAGUACUGUCUUUGUUGUCUGUGUUUUUACCUAUGGUGUGUUUUAGAAUGUCCUUGAUGUGUUAUUUAUUGUGCCUUGUAUUUGGAUGUGGAGCUUCAAAGUGAUAAGAUGAGGGGGAUUCCUUGACUGUUUAUGUAUGUAGGGGACUUGACUUGUUCCAGGAGGCCCCUUUCAGUUCUUGUGUUCCUUUGCCUCCUAACUCACAGCGUAAUAGACAGACAUAUGAUCUACAUCAGCAGUUCCCAGUCUGUGGUAUGCAUACCACCAGUGGUAUGCAGACAACCUGUCAAUGGUACAUGUUAACAGAUUUAUUAUAAUUACUUUAUCUGACAAAAAUUAGCUGGUGGUACUUAAGGUUGAAUUGACUAAUUUGCCUGUGGUAUUUAAGGUUGUAUCGUUUUAAAUGGGUAGUGCGCAAUUUAUUUGAGUUUGGAACUGUUGAUGUACAUUUUUCUGCAAAAGCAGAAUUUUGGAACAUUUGUUAAACUGACCAGAGUUUAAUAGGAGUACCCCAAUAUCACAAUACUGUAGAACUCAAACCUAGUUCUUAUCCUUAACUUACUCAAAAUAUUGGCUAUCGUGUAAUUUAUUAUAGUGGUUGUUAUGUAAUUUGGUGUCUUGAGCAGCUUGUCUGCAUUAUGCAAAAUGUGGUACCAUGUACAAACUUGUCGUUUAUUAACACUCAAACUUUACAUGGGUUUUCCUGGUUAGUAGGUAACCUUGACUUAGAGGUCCACAUAAAUCACUAGAAGGGAAUACCUAAAACAAAAAGAAUCCUAAUGUGAUGAUUAAGAUGACUCUUAAGUUGUUAUUUUAGACUAAACUUUAAGGUACAUGGGAUGGGAUGAGAUACAGUACAGAAGCCUGCCCCCAUGGAAUUCUUGGUAGCAUCUGGAGCUCUGGUUCUUUUGGCAGGUGAUUAUAUGAAGUUUGCCUUUCAUUUUGAAGGAAUUUUACUGCUGCUUUUCAUCCUCUUUGUUCUUUUUGUAACCAUAGCCUUUCCUAAACAAAGCUUUUGUUUUUCCAAACAGAUAUUUGGGGUUUUCUUUUAUUUUAGUAAAUGGAAUUGAAGGUGCUUACAGGAGUAACAAGACUCUGUUCAGAUGCCUGAGAGUAAUAGAAUUUUAAAACCAGGAGUAAAUAUAACAGUUACUUAGCAAGGUACCUAUGUAACAAAGGCACUAGAUUCUCACUCACAAAGUAAAUAACCAGAUGUGAAUGUGUGACCACUUGCACACAAAACAGUAACCAAUCCAUUAUGCAGUUUUCCUGCUUUUAAGGUUGGUGAUCCCUUAUUUAGACCAAGCAAGUAGCUUAUUUCCUAUGAAAAUGGGGGGAAAAAAACACAUCAGUGAUGAAAAGCCCAUAUAGUGAGCAUAUGUGUGAUUGAAGAGACCGACGAAGAAACUUGAUCUUGGAGGAGAAGGGUGUGCAAUGACGAGGGACUAAUCCAGUGAAGGAUUACAUUGACUAAUAACAAGCUCCUAUGGCUAGGGGUCCUGUCAGCUGCAGCACUCCCAUCCACUAGAGUGCAUGGGGUGCGCCUGCAGCUGUGAGCCCUAUCAGCUGUGUAUGUCUCUGCAGCUGAGAGCCUCAUCAACAGAUGGGGCUCCCAGCCACAAGGGAGCACCUGGCCACAAGUUCAAUUAAUGGUGUGAUAGGAAGGAGCUCGUUGCACAUUUUUUGUUGAAUAACUUUGUGGCUUAUUCCUUGUUCUAUUACACCCUUGAUUGAUUGAACAUGUGGCCAGGUUACAACUUAAAACAUGAUUAAUUGGUUAAGCACUUCUGAAAUGUAGUGUGCGGUACAGGCCACCGAGGCAGAACUAUAGGGAGCCUAAUCAAGCAGGGAGGUACCUAGAGAAUUCAGGUGCCCAAGAAUUAGGCAGCAGCCAAGCAGGAACUUUCUGAAUUGCAGUUACAGGCUUACAUGGCUAAACUCAGCCCUAAGGCCUUAAUCGCCUCUAACCCAAAGUGUGAGUUAUGAUUGGCUUUUAUCCAAAGAUUGCUUCAAAAUCUUGCAUGGUCUCUUUCCCCACAUAAUUUUUGUAAUAACUGCAUCCUGAACUUUUAUUAAAUUUUAAAUAGCUCAUUCUGUGGACUGUGAGCAUAUGUGCAUGUAGAUAUGUUCCAUGUAAGCUUUGGCAUGGUGAUAUUAACUCUCCAGUAGGAAAGACUAUAUCUGGAUACCCAGUCCAAAGAAGAUAUUUUUCCUUUACUUUCCACAGGUGCAAGUCAACAGAUUGCAAGGCUGCGGAGAUUUAGUUUAUCUAAAUGAAAGGCUGGGCCAGCUGAAGUGAAGUAUCAAAUAGUGUGCCUUCCACAGUUAGUUCCAGCUGGAAAUAGAAACCAACUUUUUUCUGUUGGUUUUCAAUGAUACCUAUAGCUGCAAGUUGGAUCUCAGACUACUCUACAUCACUGGCUUAUGUGAUAAUGGUCAGAUUCUUAUUAUGAGCCUGCACUAUAUAGUACUUGCUCCUUCAUAUGUUUUUGUUCUUUUAUUGCAUCUGAAAUCUGCAUCUCGCAAAUCAGUUGUUACCCUUUGUUUUAUUUCCAUUUUUUGGACAUGUAGCUAUAACAUGUUGAUGAUUUGAAUAUUUUAUGCCUACAACACUUGGAGCAUACUUGAUUAGACUUUGUUAAUAAAAUCUUUUCUUAACCCUACAAGGUUGCGCUUUGUAUAGAGCCCACUUUCUCAACAUUGUGUUAGUCUCAAUUUGUGGUUUGAUGGUCACUUGAAACCACUGAGAUGCAUCUUAUUGUUAAUUACUUUCUGUGAGAAGGUCAAUUAAAUAUAAAAAAAAUCUGCCAGUGAAAACAGAAACUAGAACUUGAGUAACAAUAAAUUUACCAAGGCCUUGUUCAAGGAGACCUCUCAAUUUGAAAUCCAGUCAACUAAAAUGCAAAUUAAAAUUAGCCUUGGGUCCUAGUGCCUGUCCAUUAAUGUCCUUUCGAACUUACAUGGAUCUGCAAUGUAUUUUUUUUUUAGUAUUUAAACAUGCCUUUUUUUUGCCUUUCUUCCCUAUCUCAUAGCUGUGUGAAAAAACUACAAAUAACGCAGGAAGCUAAAUCAAGUUCUGAUUCUCCAAAUAUCUCACAUGUGAUCAGUGUCCCACUGAUUACUAGUUGCCUGAUUAAAGUUAUUCAUUAUGUAA